AUGCAUGCUGCGGGUGGGGGCGGGAGUUGGUUCAGAAGAGGGGGAAGGGGAAGGGCCACCGCUGCUACUCCUCUCCCCUUCUUCACCAGAGCUCACCGCGACCCUCUCCCCUCUUUCUCUCCUUCCCUGUCUAGGACGUCCUCGAACCAGAGCUCACCGCUAGCGAGCCUCCCCUACUUGACCACCGCGCAGCAACGUAGAGCCCUUCUUCCCCAUUGUCCGUUCGCACCAUCUCGCCGCUGCCUCCCUCAAUCGCUGUCGCAGAAGGAACCAGAGCCACCACUGCCCGUUCCCCUCCCUCAAUCCCGGUCGCAGAAGCAACCAGAGCCACCACUACCCGUUCCCCUACUUCUAGCCCUUUCCCGUCAUGCCCAGACCGUUGGUGCUCCACCACUGCCUCCCUUGUCCCCUCUUUUUCAUUUUUAUAAUCCAGAAUUCAGAAACUGUAAUCAAAUCGGUGAACCGGCCAGAAACCAGUCGAUCGAACCGAAUCGUGACCCGACCGGUUUUUUGAAAAGGCAACCAAACGUCGCCGUUUCACUCACUGAGGCACCAGCAAGCCCUAACUCAGCAUUCCAAACUCCAGAGCGCCUCUCAGUCUCUCUCGCACACACUCAGUCCAGGGAGGGCUCUUCAGACCUCUCGAUCUCAUUGAGCUCAACUCCGUCCAGCCACCGCCUCGUGCUGCCGCCGUCGUUCCUUCGAACAGCCACCGUCUGCUCGCUCACUUCCCCUCCAUCGCGCAGCAGCCAUCGCAACCUUCGAAGCCACCAUCUGCUCCACCACUCUUGCAUGCUCUGUCUCCCUUGGUGUCUCUCGGUAUCUCUGUCUCCCUUGGUCACUCGAUGUCUCUGCCCCCCUCCGCAACCACUGUCUCUUGCAUGCUCUCUAGCAUGCUCUACAGCGAGUGUUGCGGAUCUUCUGCUUGAAGCUGGUGGAUCUCUUUGCCCUGCAAGACUAUGUGUCCAAGGUUCACCACAAGCAUAGCAAAACUGGAAUCGGCACCUGCAAGCAAGAAAACAAACAAACAAGUAUAUAUAGGCUAUUGUAUACAUGGGAAUGGAUAGAAAUGAAGUAGAUUUGAUUAGUUAAUUUCCAACUUCUCAGCCGUAUUUGCGGUUUUCUCCUCUCGAUCUCAUCUCCUAUUUUUCCUUAAGUUUAUUUUGUGUUUAUGAUUUGAUUUCUUUUCUUCUGGUUUUCUAAUCUGCGGAUCUCAUCUCUAUUUUUUUUUCUUGUUUGUGAUUUGUUUUUUUUUUUUCGAUUUUCUCUCGAUCUCAUCUCCUAUUUGUGUUUAUGUUUUGUUUAUGUUUCUUUUGGUUUUCUAAUCUGCGGAUCUCAUCUCUAUUUUUUUUUCUUGUUUGUGAUUUGUUUUUUUUUUUAUUUUCUCUUCUCUCGAUCUUAUCUCGGUUUCCUGUUCUGGUUUUCUGUUCUCUGGAUCUCAUAUACAAAUUUUCUCUAAUUUUUUUCUUGUU
Messenger RNA from Arachis ipaensis, 1472 nucleotides. Lineage: Eukaryota; Viridiplantae; Streptophyta; Magnoliopsida; Fabales; Fabaceae. The record is from RefSeq and is a predicted model, not a curated record.